ACUGCAGGUUAUUAUCUCUCCAUCUUCAUCUUGCAGAGUGGUUCUUUCUGGGUUUUCUGACUUGCUUUUUAAUUUAUUAUUUACCUAAAUCAAACCAAUUAUUUUAAUAAUCUGAGAGAUUAAUGAAGAGAGAUUAAUAAAGUUAUUACUACUAUAUAGUUUAAAGUCUUUUUUACUGUAUAGUAUUUCUCCCCCCCAUCUGUCUUGUCUCACAGUCUUUUUCUCGCAAGUCUCUGUAAUAAAAACCUCUUUCCCUCUUCUCUGUCCUUUCUCUCUCUGCAGAAGAAGCCUCAGAUACAGAAACUGACUACAAAGAACAAAGCUUUUUUUUUAGAGCCAAAAAAAGUUCUUUUUUUUUUCAUAACCCCUACAGGCUACAAGACUUUCAUAAGCUAUUAAAUCAGACCCUGGAAGACAAAAAAGGUGAAAAACCAUUAUAUCCCAAAAGUAACCAGCACUUCUCUCUCUCUUCCAUGGAUUUGCAACUGAAACAAUGGAGAAGCCAGCAACAGCAGACAGAGUCAGAAGAACAACCUUCUGCAGCUAAGAUACCAAAACAUGUCUUUGACCAGAUUCAAUCUCACUCUGCAACUUCUACUGCUCUUCCUCUCUUUGCCCCUGAGCCUACUUCUUCUAAACUCUCCUCUUUGUCUCCUGAAUCUUCUUCCAGGUUCCCCAAGAUGGGGAGCUUCUUUAGCUGGGCACAGUGGCAAGAACUUGAACUACAAGCACUGAUCUACAGGUACAUGUUGGCUGGUGCUGCUGUUCCUCAAGAGCUCCUUUUACCAAUCAAGAAAAGCCUUCUCCAUCUAUCUCCUUCCUACUUUCUUCACCAUCCUCUUCAACACCUCCCUCAUUACCAACCUGCUUGGUAUUUGGGGAGGGCAGCGAUGGAUCCUGAGCCAGGGAGAUGCAGGAGAACGGACGGUAAGAAGUGGAGAUGUUCAAGAGACGUCUUUGCUGGCCACAAGUAUUGCGAGCGCCACAUGCACCGUGGCCGCAACCGUUCAAGAAAGCCUGUGGAAACUCCAACCACCGUCUAUGCAACUGCCACGUCCAUGGCUACAGCAGCAGCAGCCACAGCCACAACAACAACAACAACAUCAUCUACGUUUGCUUUUGGUGGUGGUGGUGAUAGUGGUGAGAAAGUUGUGGGUCAAGGAGGAUCUUUCUUCUUCUCUGGCUCUUCUAACUCUUCAUCAUCUGAACUUCUCCACCUUAGUCAAAGUUGUUCGGAGAUGAAGCAAGAAAGCAACAACAUGAACAACAAGAGGCCAUACGAGUCCCACAAUGGAUUCAGCAACAACAGAUCAGAUGGAGGACACAUCCUGAGGCCCUUCUUUGACGACUGGCCUCGUUCUUCGCUCCAAGAAGCUGACAAUAGUUCAAGCCCCAUGAGCUCAGCCACUUGUCUCUCCAUCUCCAUGCCCGGAAACUCUUCCUCAGACGUCUCUCUGAAGCUGUCCACAGGCAAUGAAGAGGAAGCUAGGAGCAACAACAAUGGGAGAGAUCAGCAAAACAUGAGCUGGUGGAGCGGUGGAGGGUCCAACCACCAUCAUCACCACAUGGGCGGACCAUUGGCCGAAGCCCUGAGAUCUUCUUCCUCGUCUUCCCCAACCAGUGUUCUCCAUCAGCUGGGUGUCUCGACACAAGCCUUUCAUUGACCAGUGUAAAACCAACACAACAACGCUGUUUUUACUCUUUGUCUUGGGUUUUUAUUCAAAUUUCCUGUAUAAAGAGGGGAGGGUUUUGUUGUCCUCUUCCCUUUCUUUUUUAAGAUUUCCCUUGUAUCUGUAGCUUUUCUCUGCAGAUUUUAAUCCUCAAAGAUUUAUGUUUUGGAACUUCAAAUCUAUAUAUAGGAUCUAUGAUGAAGCA
This is a messenger RNA of Arabidopsis lyrata subsp. lyrata, 1875 nucleotides long. RefSeq names its product growth-regulating factor 3. Gene Ontology annotation, molecular function: ATP binding. The coding region runs from base 474 to 1664 and encodes 396 amino acids. The record is from RefSeq and is a predicted model, not a curated record. NCBI's taxonomy places the organism in Eukaryota, Viridiplantae, Streptophyta, Magnoliopsida, Brassicales, Brassicaceae. Gene Ontology annotation, cellular component: nucleus. The transcript is spliced from 4 exons. Gene Ontology annotation, biological process: developmental process; regulation of DNA-templated transcription; DNA-templated transcription.